This is a messenger RNA of Phasianus colchicus (ring-necked pheasant), 3031 nucleotides long. RefSeq names its product tubulin beta class I (gene TUBB). Gene Ontology annotation, molecular function: structural constituent of cytoskeleton; GTP binding; GTPase activity. Gene Ontology annotation, cellular component: microtubule. The record is from RefSeq and is a predicted model, not a curated record. NCBI's taxonomy places the organism in Eukaryota, Metazoa, Chordata, Aves, Galliformes, Phasianidae. Gene Ontology annotation, biological process: microtubule-based process.
GGGCGCCCGAGCAGCCGCCAUUGUCGCCGCGCCGCGUUCCGCGUUAAAGGGGCCGCGCUUCGCCACCGCCGCCACCGCAGCACCCGGGGAGGGGGGCCGCGCUUCCGACACUUCGCCCAGCCCGACCCGAGCUGAGCCGCCGCCAUGAGGGAGAUCGUGCACAUCCAAGCGGGCCAAUGCGGCAACCAGAUCGGGGCCAAGUUUUGGGAGGUGAUCAGCGACGAGCACGGCAUCGACCCCACGGGCACCUACCAUGGGGACAGCGACCUGCAGCUCGACCGCAUCAGCGUCUACUACAACGAGGCCACGGGUGGUAAAUAUGUGCCCAGAGCCAUCCUGGUGGACCUGGAGCCCGGCACCAUGGACUCGGUGCGCUCCGGGCCCUUCGGGCAGAUCUUCAGACCCGACAACUUCGUCUUCGGGCAGAGCGGGGCUGGCAACAACUGGGCCAAAGGCCAUUACACGGAGGGGGCCGAGCUGGUGGACUCGGUGCUGGACGUGGUGCGGAAGGAAGCGGAGAGCUGCGACUGCCUGCAGGGCUUCCAGCUGACCCACUCGCUGGGCGGGGGCACGGGGUCCGGGAUGGGGACCCUCCUGAUCUCCAAAAUCCGCGAGGAAUACCCGGACCGCAUCAUGAACACGUUCAGCGUGGUGCCGUCCCCCAAGGUGUCGGACACGGUGGUGGAGCCCUACAACGCCACGCUGUCCGUGCACCAGCUGGUGGAGAACACGGACGAGACGUACUGCAUCGACAACGAGGCCCUGUACGACAUCUGCUUCCGCACCCUCAAGCUGACCACCCCCACCUACGGAGACCUCAACCACCUCGUCUCGGCCACCAUGAGCGGCGUCACCACCUGCCUGCGCUUCCCGGGGCAGCUCAACGCCGACCUGCGCAAGCUGGCCGUCAACAUGGUGCCCUUCCCACGCCUGCACUUCUUCAUGCCCGGCUUCGCCCCGCUGACGUCGCGCGGCAGCCAGCAGUACCGGGCCCUGACCGUCCCCGAGCUCACCCAGCAGGUCUUCGACGCCAAGAACAUGAUGGCCGCCUGCGACCCGCGCCACGGCCGCUACCUCACCGUGGCCGCCGUCUUCCGCGGCCGCAUGUCCAUGAAGGAGGUGGACGAGCAGAUGCUGAACGUGCAGAACAAGAACAGCUCCUACUUCGUGGAGUGGAUCCCCAACAACGUGAAGACGGCGGUGUGCGACAUCCCGCCCCGCGGCCUCAAGAUGGCCGUCACCUUCAUCGGGAACAGCACGGCCAUCCAGGAGCUCUUCAAGCGCAUCUCGGAGCAGUUCACCGCCAUGUUCCGCCGCAAGGCCUUCCUGCACUGGUACACGGGGGAGGGGAUGGACGAGAUGGAGUUCACCGAGGCCGAGAGCAACAUGAACGACCUGGUGUCGGAGUACCAGCAGUACCAGGACGCCACGGCCGAGGAGGAGGAGGAUUUCGGCGAGGAGGCCGAAGAAGAGGCCUAAGAGAGGCGCCGGCCUUCGUCCUUUGCCGUCAUCGUCGCUGUCGUCGUCAUCGUCCUCGGAGAGCCCUCGUCCUCCCGCGUCGUCCUCGGAGAGCCCUCGUCCCUCCGCUGUGCUCCUGGCUGCACCACAAACAUGGCCGCCAUCGUCCCUCACCAUUGUCACCAUGAAGACGUCGGCCACCAUCAUCGUCCCUCGGCUCUGUCACCACGAAGACGUUGGCUGUAGGUGUCGUCCUUUGUUGGUCACCUUGAAGAGCUCUUGGCCUUGUUGUCAUCCUUCUUUAUCACCGUCACCACGAAGAUGUUGGUCGUCAUCGUCGUCAUCGUCAUCAUCUUUUGGCACCGUCACCACAGAGAUGUUGGCCAUCAUCAUCAUCUUUUGGCACCGUCACCACGAAGAUGUUGGCCAUCAUCACCAUCCUUUGGUGUUGUCCCCACGAAGAUGUUGGCCAUCAUCACCAUCCUUUGGUGUUGUCACCACGAAGAUGUUGGCUUUGGCAUUGUCCUUUGGUCUUGCUCCCUUGAGGAGCUCUCGGCCGCCAUCGCUGUCCUUCGGCCGCGUCACCGUGAGGAUGCUGGCCAUCGUCGUCAUCGUCCCGCAGUGACCUCCGUGCAGACGUUGGCUUUGGCCAUUGAUCUUCAGCGCUGUCCCUUGAGGAGCUCUUGGCCACCAUCCUCGUCCUCUGGCCGUGCCACCACGAAGAUGCUGGCCACCAUCAUUGUCUCUCAGUGUCGUCACCACGAAGGCGUUGGCCUCCACCAUCGUCCAUUGGCGUUGUCACCAUGAAGAGCUCUUGGCCAUCGUCAUCUUUCGGCUGUGUCACCACGGAGGUGUUGGCCUUGGUCAUCGCCCUCUUGGCCUUGUCCCCCUUGUCCCCUUGACGAGCUGUUGGCCAUCGUCCUUUGGCCAUGUCACCAUGAAGGUGCUGGCCGUCACCCUUGUCCUCCAGCAAGGUCACCACGAAGACGUUGGCCUUGGUCAUCGUCCUUCGGUGCUGUCACCACAAAGACAUUGGCCAUUGUCCUUCAUUGCUGCCACCAUGGAGGCGUUGGCCAUCGUCCUCUUGGCGUUGUCACCUCCAGGAGCUGCUGGCCAUCAUCGUCAUCAUGCCUUGGUGGUGUCACCACGAAGACGUUGGCCUUGGUCGCCAUUUUCUGCCGUUGUCACCACGAAGCUGUUGGCCAUCGUCACCAUCUUCUCAGUGUUGUCACCUCUUAGAGCUGCUGGCCAUCAUCAUCCUCACCCUUCAGCACUGCCACCACUGUCACUCCUGUCUGUCCCCCCUCAGCUGCUGGCCGUUGAUGUCACCUCAUGGCCGCCGUCCCCCCGUCAGCGCUCCUUGUCCCCCCGUCCUUUGGUGGUCGCUGCCACCCCCCCAAAGGGCUCUCCUGUCCCCUUGUCCCCCCCCUCCUCCCUCCUCAACAAAUUCCAUUUUUGUUUUGUUGUUUUUUUCCCCCUAUUUGGUUUAUUUUUUUGUUCUUUUUGGUUUUUUUUUUCAUAUUGAAAAGCCGCCCCCGGGGCAAAGAAUAAAACCGGGACGGAACGCCGCCAA